Leptinotarsa decemlineata (Colorado potato beetle) is the source of this 3922-nucleotide messenger RNA. It is a transcript of the gene Usp20-33, whose product is annotated as Ubiquitin specific protease 20/33. Gene Ontology annotation, biological process: protein deubiquitination. Lineage: Eukaryota; Metazoa; Arthropoda; Insecta; Coleoptera; Chrysomelidae. The record is from RefSeq and is a predicted model, not a curated record. Gene Ontology annotation, molecular function: cysteine-type deubiquitinase activity; zinc ion binding.
GUUGAAGUUGACAUAACCUGCAUUACACUCAGCAGAUGAUUUGCAACUUGACAACUAUUUGACAAAAUCAGAAGUACUUCACAUUAUUCUCAAUUUACAAUCUGUUCUUCAUUCAUUAAAUUCAAAACAAUGUUUAAACUGUCUACUUCUAUAAACUAGGAAGAUAUCUCCUUCAUAAGAUUUUUCUUGAGACAAAGUUCAAAGCUGAACAAUGGCUGGGUGUUCCCAUUUAGCAUCAGCAGAAAACAUUCCUAUAUCUACUUUACUGGCUUCUAAAGAGUUGAUUUGUUCUGAUUGCAACUGUCGUGGACCUAAUCUGUGGAUAUGUCUAUACAAAAACUGCCUUAGGAUCGGUUGUGGGGAGAAAUCUAGCGACCAUAGCACCACACACAAUGUGAACUACCCUAUGCAUUGUGUCCACAUGAACUUGUCGACUAGAAGAAUAUGGUGUCACGAGUGCAAGAGAGAAGUCUUCAUGGAGUCGGCACCUUAUAAUGAUAGCGAUCAAGAAACGGAAAGCUGUACCGCAAGGUCUAGAGAUUCUGGCCAUGGGAGUUACAGUACUCUACGAACCAACACGCCAGAGAGAGGUCAUUCUUUCGAACCUACUGUCGGGCUGAACGUCGGCAUGAGCGGCGACGCUUCCGACUCCAGUGACGGAGAAGACUACCACAGCUACCACCAGGAGAAACCUUGUGGCCUCGUCGGGCUGCAGAACAUCGGCAACACUUGCUACAUGAACGCAGCCUUACAGGCUCUCAGCAAUACUGAACCGCUGACGAAGUUCUUCCUAGAAUGCGCAUACACAGUUCACAUGCUGACGGAAGGAAAGAAACCGGGCUUGAGCAGGACUUAUCAAGCUCUGAUGAGGGAUAUCUGGGUGAAGAAAGUCAACCAGGGAUACGUGACGCCGUCAGGUAUCCUGCAAGGCAUCCGCAACGUUCAUGUCAUGUUUCGUGGCUUCCAACAACAUGACACGCAGGAGUUUCUACGCAACUUCAUGGAUCAGCUGCAUGAAGAGCUGAAACAGGUAGCACCGCCGGAGCCAUGUUCUACCAUCGACGCCGACACCUUCAGCCUAGCCAUGGAGGAACCGACAGCGUUCAAUUCCAACUAUGAUUCCAGUGAAGGAGAAUAUGAAACCUGCGAUUCUGGGGUGAGCGAAAGAUCGAGUCUUAGCGAUGACACUGAGAGGCCGGCGAGCGGGGCCAAACGGAGGUUGAGCAGAUGCGGCAGUCCGAAUCGCAAGCAGAGGCCGAGGGUGCAGAGCUCGUGCGUUAUUGACUCCCAACCGACAACGACCUCAUCCAGCCAGCAGCACCCCGCCAAAAAACAGGUCAAGCACCGCUCCAUCAUCUCGGACAUAUUCGACGGCAAGCUCCUCUCAUCCGUCCAAUGCCUAACGUGUAACAGGGUGUCGAGUCGCGUCGAGACGUUCCAGGAUCUGUCGCUGCCGAUCCCUUCGAAGGAUCACCUCGUUCUGCUACACGGUAGGUCGAGUGGGGGACAGGAGGCCGCGUGUAGCGACGCCCUCAUCCAGACACAGGACGGCUGGAUAUCGUGGAUACUCGCCUGGUUCAAGUCGUGGUUCUACGGGCCGACUGUCACGUUGCACGACUGCCUUGCUGCGUUCUUUAGCACUGACGAACUCAAAGGAGACAACAUGUACAGCUGCGAGAAAUGCAACAAGUUGAGGAAUGGUGUCAAGUUUAGUAAGGAAACAGGUUAUGACGAAAUCAAAAAUGGAGGAAUUAUUAUAAAGAUUGCUAAUGAGGAUAUUGAAAGCGUAACAGUGGUGAAGUAUUUGGGAGUAUUGAUUGACCAAGGACUAACAUUCAAAGAACAUGUAUUUAAAGUGAUAAAAACUAUCAACACUAAGUCCUUGACAAUAAUGGAAUUCCAACAAUUCUACAGGUUCUACUACUGUUCCGAACCGGGCCCGAUCGACAACUCCGACUUCCUGUGCCAACACGGCUCGGUCAGCCCCGACCGAGAUGUGGACAUGGACAAGAUCGCCAUGGUGGUACCGUAUGAGGUGUACGACUACCUCUUCAAAAAGUACGGCGGGUGUCCGCCUUUCGCCGGCCUGUCCGUGUGUCCAGCGUGCUCUGCUUUGCAGAAGAGGCUCCUGCUCGAGAUGGAGACGUUCGUGCAGGUCAGCAGGGAGGCGCAGAACCGUGACGCGCCCCAUACCCAUUUCCUUUCAACGUCUUGGUACACACAGUGGCACAACUUUGUUCAAAAACGUAACCAGGAACCGCCCGGGCCCAUAGAUAACUCCAAAAUCAAUUUAAAUCAACUCGAUCUGAACGAAGCGGCCGAUGUUCCGGAAUGCAUAUGGAACUUUUUCUAUAACAUCUACGGAGGCGGUCCGGAAAUCAGGAUAAAACCUACAUUAGAGGAAGAAGAAAGCGAAGAAGACAUUCCAGAACCCGAGGAAGCGUACGCUUUCGAACCACCUCGAAAACAUAGAACCGACAGUAUGUCGAGUUGUACUUCAGAGCAAGCCAGACAGGAACCGCAGUACGCGCGAAACUUGACCGACAAAAGUCACGGUGAACCAGUGGAAGUCCACGCGAAGCAUUCCGACGUUGCAAAAGAAGUCCAGAUGGAAAUCGUCCUGACAAAAUCCGAGACGAGUCAGGCCGAUGAGGACGCCACCGUUACGAUGCCAAAUAAUUCCGAAGACGGUAGCGUCGACGAUGAAACGAGCAAGGAGGCAGAGAAGGAAGUCAGGAGUAGCAAGAGGCAUCGACGGAGAAGGAAAAACUAGUCGUUUGAAGUGAGCAGAGUGGUGGUCGAUUGUUUCGAGAAGCUAGCUGAAUACCUUGCGUAAUGUACCUUUUCAAUCAAUUUUGGGUUCCAGUUGUACCAGUGAAGUCAGUGCCGGAGAAACUGUCUUUGCCAUCUACUAUAUUUGUUGUUACGUCGCUGUAGCUACAUUUUCACCGAGCAUUUUUUUAAUCAAGUAUACCUUGAAAAAAAAAUGUUUUUACUGUUUUCAUUUUUUUCCGAAACGUAAAAGUGGAAAUUUUUUGAACGGAAUAUAUUUCAUGUUUGUGUUGAUUUAUUUUGUUGAUGUUAUGGAAUUUGAUCAUGGUGAAAAUUGUUGAGUAUUAAUGUUUUAUGGUAUAUCGUUAAACAUGUUUUCUUGAUGUUUUUGAGGACUUCAACCUUUCGCAAUCGGAAAAACAAAUCAAGAUUAAUGGAGAACUUGUCCAAUUCUUAUGAAGGGCAAACUGAAAACUUCGCCCCAAAAAGUUGUUGCAUAAUAUAAACUCCCGCCUUGAUAAUCAGUAAUAUUCAUAAAUAUUUGCCUGAUUUUUUCCCUCCAACAUUCUCCUUUCUAUAAAUCAAGUUCUACUCAACGUAUAUUUCAUGUCGUUUUGUGUUGGUGUUGUCUCAGAAAUCUGCUUGUUACAAUGUUUUUUUUAAUAUGGAUCUAAUAUGUCUCAUGGUUUUCCAAAUAGUAAUAUUAUCAACAUGAAGAAUCUACUUUUCGAGUCCUGAUGAAGAAUUCAAUUAAAUUCGAAACUUUGGCAAGAAAACAAUGGGUUUAAAUAGAAAUUGAAGCUGUUACCCAACCAAAUUUUCUUCAGAAAGUUUUUUUUUAUCGAAUGAUUAGUUUCAAGGUCAAGUUUCUUAUCAUAGGUUUUAUUUUAUCUUCAAUUCGAAAGAUGUUUUUAUCUCUUCCCUGUAGACUUAAGAUCAGCUUGUCAAGUGCACUGAAGAUAGAAUAGAAUAGAAUUUAAUCAUCUGUAAAAGCAGAACAUAAUAUGUUACAAAAUAAUUUGGUCAUUACUACUUCAUUAGACUAGUCAACUAAAAUCAGAAUAUAUACCUAUUUAUAAGACUCUUCUACAUGCACAACCUACUUUCAACGCUAAAAUUUGUUAAAAAAGGUCAUAUUCAGUCAUUUAAA